Messenger RNA from Mugil cephalus (flathead mullet), 2594 nucleotides. RefSeq names its product doublesex and mab-3 related transcription factor 3a (gene dmrt3a). The record is from RefSeq and is a predicted model, not a curated record. Gene Ontology annotation, cellular component: nucleus. Bases 768 to 2192 code for a protein of 474 amino acids. NCBI's taxonomy places the organism in Eukaryota, Metazoa, Chordata, Actinopteri, Mugiliformes, Mugilidae. Gene Ontology annotation, molecular function: DNA-binding transcription factor activity, RNA polymerase II-specific; protein binding; RNA polymerase II cis-regulatory region sequence-specific DNA binding. The transcript is spliced from 2 exons. Gene Ontology annotation, biological process: male sex differentiation; regulation of transcription by RNA polymerase II.
ACCUCCUGAUAUUUUUAUUGAAUUUGAACCAACAUGCACAACAACAUGGCAACAAAUCAUAAAGUCUUCGUAUAUUUAUUGCGGACGUAUUUUACAUUUUCUGAGAUUAUGUCUUUAUGUCUUUAUUCAUGUAUUUAUGAAUUCAGUUUUGCAUUUUGUUCCAUGUUCAUUUUUUAAUCUAGUGUGACAACUGUCUGCAGAAGCGACACCAGGAGUGUUUUAAUGGUUGGUUGUUUCAGUGGCUUUUUAUUUUCCUUUGGCCUUUUUUUUUUUUGGUAUCAUUUCUCUGAGAUAAUGUAACAACUUCCCACGGAUCAAAUGUUAAUGUUUGUUUCCAGUGCAAACAAACCUCCUGGAGGUUUGUGUGGAUUUUAAAGGGACUUCUAACACGCCAGGGAAAGGUGAGGUUAUCUGAUCCUCCUCGCAGUUUCUCUUGAACCUCGCAGGAACUUCUUUUCUUCCUCCCUCUCCCUCUCUCUCUCUCUCUCUCGAAGCCGGUUUGACGCGAGUGACAGCGUUUGGUUACUCGUCUCCAUAAGUGCGUGUCAGCCUGAUGCGUAUCUGUGCUGUCAGCCGGAGGAAAGGUGGAUCCUCUACUACAAGCCAACACCUCUCAUCCCCCAUCCUGUCAUGCGUGUAGCAAAGUAGCUCCAUCCAGCUCCGUCUCUCUGAGUGCUGCUGCUGCUGCAGACAGCGACACUCCGGCUCUGCUCCCAGCCUCCACACAUGCUCUUGCGCGUCCUGGAAACCACGCUGCGUCUGGCACAAUGAACGGCUACGGGUCCCCCUACCUUUACAUGGGGGCUCCGGUGUCCCAACCCCGGGCCCCUCUCCAGAGGACCCCCAAGUGCGCGCGGUGCCGGAACCACGGCGUGCUGUCCUGGCUCAAGGGUCACAAGCGCUACUGCCGCUUCAAGGACUGCACCUGCGAGAAGUGCAUCCUCAUCAUCGAGCGCCAGCGCGUCAUGGCGGCGCAGGUGGCGCUCCGGAGGCAGCAGGCCAACGAGAGCCUGGAGAGCCUCAUCCCGGAGUCCCUCAGAGUUUUGCCCAGCAUCGGCAUAUCAGGGAGCGGCGACGGCAACAGCCAGGCGGCCCCGCCGAGGACGGAGGAGCUGGAGCUGAGGUGGAGCAGCACGGAGCCGGUGCAGAGUGGAGCGCAAACAUGCACAGAUUCUGCAGAGGACGGUCCCGAUGAACUUUCGGGAGCAGAGAACGGAGGUAGCUCCAGCGAGAAGGAGCAGGACCCCGUCAGCUCCCCGGAGGGCUCCAAGCCCAACUCCUGCUACACCCCCGAACCUCCGGAAACGCCCUCCCACCAGGAAGAGAGCCGCUACAGCGUCUCCAAAGCCGCCGGCGCCGAGAAGGAAGCCAAAGCAGAGAGCCCUCAGAAGUAUCCCCCCAGCCCCGGAGAGCAGAGCGUGGUGAUCGAGGGCCUGUCCGGCUCCAUCAACCUGCCCUUCAGCCUCAGAACCAACCGGCCCCCGCUGGAGGUCCUCAAGAAGAUCUUCCCCGCCCACAAGCCUCCCGUCCUGGAGCUCAUCCUCCGGGGGUGCGGAGGGGAUCUGGUGGGGGCCAUCGAGGUGCUGCUGUCCAGCCGGAGCCCUGACGGGAGCGCGCACCCUCACUCUGACCCGAACCCGGACGCCCUGGUGCUGCCUUCAAACGGACACCUGUUCGAGCACACGCUGGGCUCCUACCACCCGGUGACCUCCACCGCCAAGUGGUCGGUGGGCUCCGCCUUCCGGGUCCCCGACUCCCUCCGGUUCACCUCCGAUUCCGCCUCGGGGGUGGUGUCCACCGGCGCGCUGGGCGUCCCCCUGCAGCACCCGUCCUUCCCGCAGCCCACGCGCUACCCGCUCAUGCUGCGCAACUCCCUGACGCGCAGCCAGGCCAGCCCCUUCGUGCACAACGACGUGACUCUGUGGAAUACCAUGGCCCUGCAGCAGCAGUACCAGCUCCGCUCGGCGGCGCAGUACGUGUCCCCGUUCUCCUCGACAGGCCCCGCCGGCCCGGGGGGGUCCGUGUUCCGGAGCUCGCCCAUCCUCCCCUCCAGACCCACCGAGGAGCAGCGCAUCACCAUCCAGGAGGAGAGCUGCUCGCUGGGGCCCAAACCGGGCCUCUACUCCCCCGAUGAGGAGUACGAAGAGCGCUCUGACUCCGCUGACUCCCGCAUCCUGAACUCAUCCACCUGAACAGAAAUGCUGAUGAUGGACCUUUUUAAUUUCCAGCAAGGGAGAACCAAAAAUGUAUUAUUGUGACUGGACAUUAGUGUGCGUUGUGUCUCGUUUGGACUGAACUGUGUCGAGCAAUCACCCUUUGAUAAGGCGACGUUCCUCCUCCGACCCUCACCCUCACCCCCCCCACGCUUCAGGACAUCUCACUGGACCUGACCAAAACGGAUGAACGCGACAGACCCGCGACCACUCUCCACUUUAAAAGCCCCGCGUCUGUUUCCUGUCAGCAUGUUUAGUACUGUGAACCCCCCUGAUGUAAGGAGCCCCCGCUGCAUGUCGAGUAUGCCAAAUAAAUCUGAGUAUAGUCCACACGGUUGUGUUCUUGAGUGUUGUUGGCUCAGUCGUGGAGGCCUGGGUGGU